Messenger RNA from Cynoglossus semilaevis (tongue sole), 1873 nucleotides. RefSeq names its product sorcin-like. The transcript is spliced from 8 exons. The record is from RefSeq and is a predicted model, not a curated record. The coding region runs from base 139 to 801 and encodes 220 amino acids. Gene Ontology annotation, molecular function: calcium ion binding. Lineage: Eukaryota; Metazoa; Chordata; Actinopteri; Pleuronectiformes; Cynoglossidae.
GCCCUUAACCCUGAAGUGUGACGUAAAGGUAUUAAGACUUCCGGGAAGUGUGAAACGUUUUACAUAGGCGCACUGCUCAUUAAUCUUAAAGAUUAAAUCCCUUGGUUAAAUUUAUUUUAUUUACAUUUUUCAUAUUAAAUGGCUUUUCCAGGAUACGGAGGGAUGCCAGGCAUGCCACAACAAGGAAUGCCUGGGGGACAAAUGGGUGGGCACAUACCAUGCCCUAUGGGUGGUGCACCACCCCAUGGAGGGUACGGGGGAGGCUACCCAGGUGCCUAUGGCGCUUCACCUGCUGCCAAUGACCCGAUGUGGGGUUACUUCACAGCAAUAGCAGGCCAAGAUGGUGAGGUUGAUGCUGAUGAACUGCAGAGGUGUCUGACUCAGUCUGGUUUUUCUGGCAACUACACACCUUUCAGUCUGGACACCUGCAGAAUCAUGAUUGCAAUGCUGGAUAGGGACUACACUGGCAAGAUGGGCUUUAAUGAGUUUAAGGAGCUGUUUGCAGCUCUGAACGGCUGGAAGCAGAACUUCAUGAUGUUUGAUCAUGACAGGAGUGGAACUGUUGAACCUCAUGAGAUGAAUCAGGCUAUCAAUGCAAUGGGUUAUCGUGUCAGCCCUAAUGCUCUGAACAUCAUUAUCAAGCGCUACAGCAAAGGAGGAAGAAUCUGUUUUGACGACUAUGUGGCCUGCUGCGUCAAAUUGCGUAGUCUUACAGACCAUUUCAAGCGCAGAGACACGAUGCAGCAGGGAACUGCAACCUUCCAGUAUGAUGAUUUCAUCCAGUGCGCAAUGUCCAUCUGAGCGACCUGCAUCCCUCACACACCUCAAGACCACGGGAUCAACCAUCGAAAACAUUUGGAAAAGCAUGUGUAAAAGAAGGCCAGUAAGGACUGAGCUGCCACCAUAGAGAAAUAUUCUAUAAUUCUUAACCUAGUAUUAAGCCUUAGUCAUGUAUGUUAGUAGAUUGUCAGAUAUGUCAGGUGUAGGGAUAGGUAUCCACAACAAUGUGAUAUGCUUUACUUUAAAUUUUUAAAUUUUUAUUUUCAUUUUUACGUCAAAAAUGAGGGAAGAAUGGUCAGUCAUCUGAGAAGUGAUGGUCCUCCUGUCCUCUACUAACCACUGUUUGAAACACCUAAUGUGCCAUUAUUAUCUUUGAAUGUUUAACCAAAAAAUGUAAUAAUGUGAUGUUAAUGAAACAUAUUUAGUUACUGUGAUACUUCUGUACUUUUACAUGUUACACUGUACUGUCCUUAAGGCAGUGCUUGUGUUUCUGAUUGCACUCUAGACCCAUAUAUGGUAUGCAAUAUAUUACAUGGGCCCUGGUAUGAUUGAAUUACCAACUGAUUUGGUUUUGACUCACCUGACCACAGGAGGCAGAGGUGGACGAGCAUUGUUUUUGUCCUUUUGAGCUAAAAAAAACAAAACAAAACACAUUUGUUAUUUGCGAUUCCUAACAUCCAAGAGAUUCCCAAACCUAACAGUCCAUUUAGAAGCUACUGAAGAAUUUGCUAAAUGAUCUUUGUACCAGGAACAAUUAAUGUGUCCAAUUGGCAAAAGUUGUGGACUUCCAAGCAUAUCUGGAUAUUCCCCAGGUGGUUUGUGAUAUGACACUGUCACAUACUGUCAAUGAUAGCAACAAUGUCACGAUCCAGCAAUUCUGUUAUAAUUAAUAUUGCAAGGAAUCCAUUAAAUCUGUGUCACUGAAGACAUUCAGGAUGUGUUGACUACACUGAAACUUAAACAAUCCCUUCAAUUGUGUUAUUCUGUUCAUAUUUCUACUUUGUGUUUUAACUAGUAACACAGCCAGUCUUGUCAUACCUCUUUUUAACGUAAACAAUCACAUUGUUACUCAUAAUAAACAAUUUAUAUCUAC